This is a messenger RNA of Arachis duranensis, 468 nucleotides long. RefSeq lists its product as uncharacterized. NCBI's taxonomy places the organism in Eukaryota, Viridiplantae, Streptophyta, Magnoliopsida, Fabales, Fabaceae. The transcript has a single exon. The coding region runs from base 1 to 468 and encodes 155 amino acids. The record is from RefSeq and is a predicted model, not a curated record.
AUGGAAAUCAAUCUCCCACUUGCUGAAGUAUUGGAGCAAAUGCCCUUAUAUGUAAAAUUUCUCAAGGAACUCAUUAACAAGAAGAGAAGCUGGAAUGAGAAGGAGACCGUGAUCUUGACACAAGAAUGCAGUGCAGUAAUUCAAAAGGGUCUCCCACCAAAACUCAAGGAUCCUAGAAGCUUCUUUUUGCCUUGCACUAUUGACAACAUGUCCAUUGAUAAGGCACUGUGUGAUCUAAGAUCAAGUAUCAAUCUGAUGCCUUUAUCUACGAUGAGAAGGUUGUCUAUAGAAGAAGAAAAGCCUAUAAGGAUGUCCUUGCAACUUGCUGAUAGAUCAAUGGUAAUCCCCAAUGGAGUGGUUAAGAAUCUCUUAGUCAAGGUGGGAAAGUUCAUAUUUCCAGCGGAUUUUGUGAUUCUGGAUCUAGAUGAAGAGGGAGGCGAUUCUAUCAUAUUAGGAAGCCUUUCCUAA